UUGAGUAUCCCCAAAUCUUUCUACCCUGACCCGACCUUUUAAUUUGCUCGAGUCUCUCUAACCAGCCUAAAUUUUCUGGACAAGUGCCCCACCAUAAUCACAGAGCAACCUACCUUUUUAUUUCGUUGAUUUUGCCCUCAAAUCGUGUUACUGUUUGUAUUGCUAUGCAAUCUAUAUAUCUUUUCAAUGGAAAACAAUGGUGAUGUGAGAGAAGGCAAUAUCAAAGUGGAAGAUGUUAUAUCGAAGCUCAAAGACGACGGAGAUUUUGAUAGACUCCGUGUUAAAAUUGUCCGUAAACUCAAAGAAAAUGAAGAGUUGCGAAACAAUAUCAUAUCAAUGGUAAAGAAAUCAGCGGCACUUAACCAUCCAGGUGCCGAAAAUAUGAAACCACGGCAACUUUCUGAUGCCAUACAUAAAGAGAUUGGGGAAAAAGUCAUGAGCCAAAUUUCCGAUGGUGUCUGGAACAUAAUUAGAUCUGGGCAUGGCAUGAAAACAGAGAUAGUUGAAACAGUGCAAUCAGUUUACAAUAAAUUAUCAAACCCAGGAGGAAAUGACCAUUGGGAGACAUCUUCUCACGUUGAUUUGCAGCCUGUUGGUAAGACACUUGAGAAUAAUGUGCAUGCUAUUGUUUCAAUCAAUGAUAUUGAUGCUACAGUGACCAAUGGUGAGCAAAAUGAACCACCAGGGUUUUCGUUAAGUGAUCAAGAUCAGAGUAAGAAGAUCGACAAUGUGCAGAAACCAAAUGAUAAGCUGGGGAUUCCAACGAUUCAUAAAGGAAAAGAAAUAAAAGAAGUAAAAGAAGGAAACUCUUGCUCACCGGCUAAAUCGGAGCCCGGCAAUUUGGAGUCUGGUCCUCCACCUGGAUUUUCUUCUAUUCUGGAGCAUAAGCAGUCAGGUUAUCCUAACGAUGAAGAUCCUGAUGUACCUCCAGGAUUUGGUUGAGGAGUCAACAUGCAGCUCCAGUUUCCGUAGUUGAAUAGAAGCCCAUUGCCUACCUGAUGGUAUGUGGGUGAACGUUCCUGAUAUGAGGCCGGAUCAAUUUUUUAUUCCAAAAGUCGGAAUGGGAUUUUUGCAUCAACUAUGAAGGAAGGUUCGGGGAUAAGUUUAUGAUGUAAUCUGAGAAAUCAUCUUGUCAUCAAAAUUCUGUAUAAAAUUGGAUGCAUUUCUUUAGUAGAUUUUGAUAAAAGUUGAUAAAAUUAUAAUUGAAAAGUUGUGGAUACUAUGAAAUGCGUGGUUAAAAUUA
This is a messenger RNA of Olea europaea var. sylvestris, 1243 nucleotides long. RefSeq lists its product as uncharacterized. The record is from RefSeq and is a predicted model, not a curated record. The coding region runs from base 187 to 942 and encodes 251 amino acids. The transcript has 3 exons. Lineage: Eukaryota; Viridiplantae; Streptophyta; Magnoliopsida; Lamiales; Oleaceae.